AUAUCGACAAGUUUUCUUUGUCAUCACGCUCAAUCAAGUCCCUUCUCUGUUCUGCUAAAAGAGAAAUCGAGGCUGAGAAGAGAGAAUGGAUGCUUCUUUCCUUCGAUCGUGUCCACUCGCCGGUUUCUUUCUUGUCGCAUUUUUAGUGUCGUGCUUCUGUCCCGAGCCUGCUCUCGUCGCCGGCGAAGGCAUGACCAGGCAUUACAAGUUCAAUGUCUUGUUGCAAAAUGUGACGCGUUUAUGCCAUACCAAAAGCGUGAUCACCAUAAAUGGGAAAUGGCCGGGCCCUCGAGUUAUUGCCAGGGAAGGCGAUCGGCUUCUAAUUGAAGUGGUUAAUCAUGUCCCGAAUAACAUCUCGAUCCACUGGCAUGGAAUUCGACAACUUCGAUCCGGAUGGGCUGACGGUCCUGCAUACGUGACUCAAUGCCCGAUCCAAACUGGCCAGAGUUACAUGUACAACUACACCAUUGUAGGCCAAAGAGGCACUCUUUGGUGGCAUGCACAUAUAUCAUGGUUACGGUCAACUCUCUAUGGUCCUCUAAUCAUCCUUCCCAAGCAUAAUGCUUCUUACCCAUUUGUCAAGCCUCACAAAGAAAUUCCCAUCGUUUUGCACAAAUUUUCAGGUGAAUGGUUUAAUUUAAAUACUGAGGCAAUCAUUAAUCAGGCCUUGCAAACCGGUGGAGGACCUAAUGUUUCCAAUGCCUAUACCAUCAAUGGACUUCCAGGCCCAUUGUAUAACUGCUCUGCCAAAGAUACAUACAGGCUCAAAGUGAAGCCAGGAAAGACUUACCUUCUUCGCUUAAUCAAUGCUGCACUUAAUGACGAGCUCUUCUUUAGCAUUGCAAACCACACCCUCACCGUGGUCGAAGCGGACGCUGUCUAUGUGAAACCCUUUGAGACCGAGACACUCCUGAUCGCCCCUGGACAGACCACAAAUGUCCUUCUUAAGACAAAACCCCACUACCCGAAAGCCAUUUUCCUCAUGACCGCUAGGCCUUAUGUGACUGGUCUUGGUACAUUUGACAACUCUACCGUCGCCGGCAUUUUAGAGUAUAAGCCACCCCUUGACAAACCUCACUGGUCUUCUUCAAUUAAGCAACUUCCGCUCUUUAAACCGACUCUCCCGCCUCUGAACGACACCGCAUUCGCGACAAAUUUCACGAAUAAGCUCCGGAGUCUAGCAACCCCGCAAUUUCCUGCCAAUGUACCUCAAAAGGUUGACCAGAGGUUCUUCUUCACUGUCGGUCUCGGGACUAUGCCAUGCCAAGGCAACCAAACUUGCCAAGGACCAAACGGGACGAUGUUCAAUGCUGCUAUCAACAAUGUAUCGUUCACGAUGCCGACCACCGCGCUCCUUCAAGCCCACUACACCGGCCAAUCGAACAGAGUCUACAGCCCGGACUUCCCAAGCUACCCGAAAUCCAUAUUCAACUUUACCGGGACCUCGCCCAACAACACGAACGUGGGCAACGGAACAAAACUGGUGGUCCUGCCGUUCAACAGCAGCGUCGAGCUUAUUAUGCAGGACACGAGCAUUCUCGGUGCCGAGAGCCACCCGCUUCACUUGCACGGGUUCAACUUCUUUGUUGUGGGACAAGGAUUUGGCAAUUUCGACCCCAAUAACGACCCUGGAAAGUUCAAUCUUGUCGACCCAGUUGAGAGGAACACUGUGGGUGUGCCUUCUGGGGGCUGGGUGGCCAUAAGGUUUUUAGCUGAUAACCCAGGGGUAUGGUUCAUGCACUGCCACUUGGAAGUUCACACCAGCUGGGGAUUGAAGAUGGCGUGGCUUGUCUUGGAUGGGAAGCUACCCAACCAGAAGUUGCCUCCUCCACCUGCAGACCUUCCCAAGUGCUGAUUGACAUCCCUUUCAUUCUCACUUUUGGAUUGACUUUGACUGAAAGCUUUUUUCCUUCUUCUUUUCUCCGGUUUUUGGUUUUGCUGAUUCUAUUUUGUGAUCAUUCUUUGGCCUUCUUAACUGGCUAAACUGGGCUAAGCAAAGAGAUGAAUGGAGGGGGAUUUUUUUUUUUUGGUAAUCACUGCAUGUUGCAAGUUGCAUUGCAAACA
Molecule: messenger RNA, 2064 nt
Organism: Eucalyptus grandis
Lineage: Eukaryota; Viridiplantae; Streptophyta; Magnoliopsida; Myrtales; Myrtaceae
Product: laccase-17
Exons: 6
Coding region: 86-1855 (589 amino acids)
Biological process (GO): lignin catabolic process
Cellular component (GO): apoplast
Molecular function (GO): hydroquinone:oxygen oxidoreductase activity; copper ion binding
Source: RefSeq, a predicted model, not a curated record